AUGGCUUGCCAAUGUCUUCGUGUCGAUCAACUGGACGCUCAUGUUCUUGACUCGGAAAUCCGUACGAUCGUUCAAGACUCUGUGGAUGACGUCGUCAACCAAAUGCCCGUUUGGGUGGCCAGAAUAUUCGAGAAACUUAGGCCCGAACUGAAAAUCACUCUGGAAGCGGUGCUCUGGACGCAUCGAUUUGCUCGAAUGGCUUCUCCGGGACAGGAACAGAUGGAUAUCGCCUACGCGGAAUACACUCCGAAACGCAUAAGCGGGCACUUUUUCGUGGAAGUCAUCGUUCCUUAUCUGACGAGCAGAGUGACCGAAUUGAGUGGAAGGAUGGAUUUGGCGAGGAUGUACGCGAAAGUUGAAGCGCUUUUUGAAGUAAGUGAGCAGGUGAUGUUCGCGAGCUAUUUUUUGAUUUUCAGUUAGUGAGUCUGUUCCAUUUUCUGAAUUUUCUGCGCGCCGGCGGUCAUUCGACAAUCUCCGAAAGUGUUCUUUCGCUUCGAAAUUGGAACAACAAUCAGCCAACUCUCUGUGAGUUGCUUCUACGUUCAAUUCGAUUCACUGAAUGCGAAUUUCAGCGUCUAUCAACUACGACAGUCAGAAUCGCGAGCUGAUGUGGCACGCCUUCCGCGACGUCAUCCUUCUCACCUAUCCGUUCCUGAACAGAGUUCGACAGCGAAUGUCGAAGAAUCAAAAGAUGGCUCGAAAGUUUGGGAGUCUGCAGGAUGGGAUCGAGUGCGUCGUGUGCGACAAACCGGCGGUGAUUCCGAUGAUUGGUCAGAAGUGCGGCCACGUGGCGUGCUACACGUGUGUUGCCACGUCACGCAAGGACACGUGUCCACUGUGCUCGGAUGGAUCAGAGAAAGCAGAGAAGGAGGGGAAAAUGGAGUUUCUGGCCAAGUCGACGAAUCUUGUCAUUCGAUAG
Caenorhabditis sp. 36 PRJEB53466 is the source of this 919-nucleotide messenger RNA. The record is from the annotation of a GenBank genome assembly. Lineage: Eukaryota; Metazoa; Nematoda; Chromadorea; Rhabditida; Rhabditidae.